UGGGAAAGCCAUCCCGGCCUUUUAAUUGCGGCAAUUUUGGAGGAUUUAGUAUUGGUAUCGGAGGUUAAGCGGAGGGGGAGAAAUACAUCGGUUGUUUUGUAUAUAUUGUUCUGCUAAGUGGGAUUUUAGGCAUUCCACCCCCUCCAAACCCACUUUUCAUUUACUCUGCAUGGCAGAUGGCUACUGUUUUCUGAAUAAACUAUCCAAACCAGAAAUUGGAAUUCUUAUCAAAAUGUUUUCGGGUUCAUCUUCAUCUGCCCCAGCAAAAAACACUUCUACUGUUGCAUUUGAUAUUCACAAUAUCUGCCAUCGACUAACUAGAAGAUCACAGGGAUUUUAUACCAAAGAUGCUGGAACUGUUUAUAGGAAAAACAUGGGUCUCUUGAGGAACCUAAUAUGCCAGGAGACAACAACAUUCAAGAAUGUUUGGACUAUACAUUCUUUAUCUCCAAUUUCUUAUCACAGUGGAAAAAUUUAUCUUGAUAAUUACCGGCAUUGUGUGAGCUGACAGGCAUCCAGCAAUCUGUACUGUACUUUCUUGCUAUAUUCAAAGUUUGGCCACUUUCAUUUGUGGGUAUGCUGGAGCUUGACAAAAAGAUCUUUGGAAAUAGCAUGGCAGAUGUUUCAGUAUCUCAUGAAAUGCUGAUUGUAACGCACAGCACAGGUUAUGUCAGAUUGUAUAGCUUCCAGGCAAUCUCUGAACGGUUCAUGGAACACCCGGUGGAUUUGGGACAGGAAUACAGCUGGAAUGGCAACGUUGGGAUUGUGGGAAAAUAUCCUUUUGGCAUUCCAUGUAACAUUAAAAUAACAGACACUCCAGAUCUUCUUUUUGAAGUCUCAUCUCUCGAGAGCGCAUUUCAGAUUGGAGGAUAUCCUUGGCAUUAUAUCAUUACACCUAACAAGAGAAGUCAAGAAGGAAUCUUCCAUGUUUGUUCUUUAAAAGACCACACUUUGGCAAAGAAUGGCAUACAGGAUAUGAAAUGUUGUUCGCUGGAACCUGACAGGAUAUCUUUCCACCCUGACAGUUCAGGAAGGAUGCUACACGUGGGCCCAAAUUUAAUUAAAGUUCUGAAGUUGAAGGAAACUGAAAGUACCAAGCAGCAAGAAGUCACAGAGGAUUUUAUCAUAGAAGCCAACAGGGAAAAUAAGGUGAACAACUCUGUAACAGUAACAGCAUCUGGCCGAAUAGUGAAGAAGCGUUUUAAAUUAUUGGAUGAUGAUCCUGAGCAAGAGACCUUCAAAAUUGUCGACUAUGAAGAUGAACUGAACUUGCUAUCUGUUGUGGCUGUUACUCAGAUAGGAGCUGAUGGGGCAGCUCAUCUUGAUUUCCAUUGUAACGAGCAAGGUAUUCGGUUGAAGAGUUUUCCUUUUGUGGAACCCUGGGAUGUGAUAGACAACCAUGAAGUUCACUUUGAUAGACAUACAGUGCUGCACAUACAACAACAGCGCCACAGGAAAUUCAGCUGUCACGUAUACCAGAUGACCUGCAAUAUUGCAAAAGAUGACUAUGUAUAGAAAGGAAAAAGAAGAGGAUGUGCUUGGUCGAAAACUGAGGGGGGGGAUGCUGAAUAUUUUUAGAUUUCACCUUGAUUUGGAGACUUUGUUGUGGGCAGUAUCUGAAGACGUGCAAGUCUCUUUUUAUGCAAUGCAAUAGUAGUAACUAUUCUUCUUUGUAUAAAUGUAAUUCUUUUUUAACUGCUUCUCAGCCUUUGGGAUAAGAUCAAAUGUACUGUAGUAUAAAUUACUUUUAAAUAUUUAUUUUAAAAAACACUCAAACGGCAAAAUUGUAAAUUGCCACAGAUGUGUAUAUAUACUCAAUUUUUUCUAAAAUACAGCUCUUUUGUAUUAAUAUUGGUUGAAGAAUUGUGCAGAAUGCAAAUUCAAACUACAUUUUUGCUGUCAUUAAAAAAAAUGGAAUUUAAA
Thamnophis sirtalis is the source of this 1923-nucleotide messenger RNA. Lineage: Eukaryota; Metazoa; Chordata; Lepidosauria; Squamata; Natricidae. The record is from RefSeq and is a predicted model, not a curated record.